CUAGAUAUCCUUUAUUGAAGCAGUGCACUACUGGGAGCUAGCUGAGCAUAUAAGACACGGCCAGAGCACUGAGAGAUAUCAGGUAUUGAUGUAACUGGAGUGAAUAAGGGAACCUUCUUCCUGAGCACAGACAUUGGAGCCUGUUAUCAGCAUGAACUCAUAUGUGUUAGACAAACACGUGAAUAGUUCAUAUCCAUCCUUCACUAAAGAAAGCAUCAGAAUGAUACAGCAAACUCCAAAAAUCUUAGCCACCAAUACCGCAGAUAUUAACAGACAAUGGUGAAUUGGCAGGAACUUGGCAGCAAUCAUUAUGUACAGAGAGUAAUUUAGUCAUCAAACAAGAGGACAACAUUUAUGCCUUAUCUAGUGAAAUUAUUAUCCCAGAGGAUAAACCACAAACAUUUACUGAGUUUUCAAAACAUAUUAAAGAAGGGAAAAGUCUUAAGUCUAACCAAAUGAUUCAUACAAAGGAGAAACCUUUCAAAUCUACAGAAUGUGAGAAAAGCUUUAGAUGGAAGUCUCGUCUACUAGAACCCCACAAAAUACACACAGGAGAGAAACCACUCACAUGUACCGAGUGCAGCAAAUGUUUUACACGAAAGAGUGAGCUGAAAACUCAUGAAAGGAUUCAUACAGGGGAAAAGCCUUUCAAAUGUACAGAGUGUGGAAAAAGUUUUACUUUACAGAGUCAUCUGAAAAAGCAUGAAAGGAUUCACACAGGAGAAAAGCCUUUCACAUGUACAGAGUGUGGAAAAAGUUUUACACAAAAGAGUGAGCUGCAAACUCAUGAAAUGAUUCACACAGGGGAAAAGCCUUUCACAUGUACAGAGUGUGGAAAAAGUUUUACACAAAAGAGUGAGCUGCAAACUCAUGAAAUGAUUCACACAGGGGAAAAGCCUUUCACAUGUACAGAGUGUGGAAAAAGUUUUACACAAAAGAGUGAGCUGCAAACUCAUGAAAGAAUUCACACAGGGGAAAAGCCUUUCAAAUGUACAGAGUGUGGAAAAAGUUUUACUUUACAGAGUCAUCUGAAAAAGCAUGAAAGGAUUCACACAGGAGAAAAGCCUUUCACAUGUACAGAGUGUGGAAAAAGUUUUACACAAAAGAGUGAGCUGAAAACUCAUGAAAGAAUUCACACAGGGGAAAAGCCUUUCACAUGUACAGAGUGUGGAAAAAGUUUUACACAAAAGAGUGAGCUGCAAACUCAUGAAAUGAUUCACACAGGGGAAAAGCCUUUCACAUGUACAGAGUGUGGAAAAAGUUUUACACAAAAGAGUGAGCUGCAAACUCAUGAAAGAAUUCACACAGGGGAAAAGCCUUUCACAUGUACAGAGUGUGGAAAACGUUUUACACGAAAGAGUGAGCUGAAAACUCAUGAAAGAAUUCACACAGGGGAAAAGCCUUUCACAUGUACAGAGUGUGGAAAAAGUUUUACACAAAAGAGUGAGCUGAAAACUCAUGAAAGGAUUCACACAGGGGAAAAGCCUUUCACAUGUACAGAGUGUGGAAAAAGUUUUACACAAAAGAGUGAGCUUCAAACUCAUGAAAGGAUUCACACAGGGGAAAAGCCUUUCACAUGUACAGAGUGUGGAAAAUGUUUUACACGAAUAAGUAGUCUGAAAACUCAUGAAAGGAUUCACACAGGGGAAAAGCCUUUCACAUGUACAGAGUGUGGAAAAUGUUUUACAAAAAUAAGUAGUCUGAAAACUCAUGAAAGGAUUCACACAGGAGAAAAGCCAUUCACAUGUACAGAGUGUGGGAAAUGUUUUACACAAAUGGAUCAUCUGAAAAAGCAUGAAUGGAUUCACACAGGAGUAAAGCCAUUCACAUGUACAGAGUGUGAAAAAUGUUUUACAAAUAUAAGUAGUCUGAAAACUCAUGAAAGGAUUCACACAGGAGAAAAGCCGUUCACAUGUACAGAGUGUGGGAAAUGUUUUACAGUAAAGAGUCAUCUGAAAACUCAUGAAAGGAUUCACACAGGAGAAAAGCCGUUCACAUGUACAGAGUGUGGAAAAAGUUUUACACAACAGAGUGAGCUGAAAACUCAUGAAAGGAGUCACACAGGAGAACAUCCUUUCACAUGCACAGAGUGUGGGAAAUGUUUUACAGUAAAGAGUAGUCUGAAUACUCAUGAAAGGAUUCACACAGGAGCAAAGCCGUUCACAUGUAGAGAGUGUGGGAAAUGUUUUGCAGUAAAGGGUCAUCUGAAAAGGCAUGAAAGGAUUCACACAGGGGUAAAACUUUUCACAUGAACAGAGUGUGGAAAAUGUUUUACACAAAUGAGUAAUAUGAGAAAACAUGAAAGGAUUUACAAGGAAAGAAACCUUUCACAUGUUUAGAAAUUGGAAAAAAGGUUUUUAUUGAAAUCGGGUAUCACAAAACACCAAAU
Messenger RNA from Bombina bombina (fire-bellied toad), 2389 nucleotides. Its product is annotated as gastrula zinc finger protein XlCGF26.1-like. The transcript is spliced from 3 exons. The coding region runs from base 456 to 2252 and encodes 598 amino acids. NCBI's taxonomy places the organism in Eukaryota, Metazoa, Chordata, Amphibia, Anura, Bombinatoridae. The record is from RefSeq and is a predicted model, not a curated record.